ACCCUGAAGUUUGUCUCUUAACAAAUUUCGCAAAUGAAGCGUCGGUCUUAAUAAAAAUCGCACCAAUGAUAGCGAGGUAUUAUUUGUAACAUAAGGGAAAUGAAAACGUCAAACUUUGGAAACAGUACAAUUGUCCAUGUGUCAACUCAUAGAACCGGUUAUCUAAAGGACACCUGCUAACCUCUCAGGGUGUGCCGUGCCUUUUUUCGAUUGUCAUUCAAUAAUCAUAUUUUAUGCUUGCUGCCAGAAUGACUAAUUUACGAAAAUUUAUAGAUAUCGGAGCAAAUCUAACCGAUCCUAUGUAUCAAGGAAUUUAUUACGGUUCACAGAAACAUCAACCGGAUUUAGAUAAAGUUUUAGAGCGUAGUUGGGACAAUAAUCUUUCCAGAAUUAUUAUUACUGCGGGUAAUAUGGAGGAAUGUAAAAAAGCUUUAGAAAUAGCUAAAACAGAUGAAAGAUUAUUUUCAACUGUUGGUUGUCAUCCAACUAAUUGUAAUGAAUUUGAGGAGUAUGAAAAUCCAGAGGACUAUCUUAAAUCAUUGUCAGAUCUAGCAAUGGAAAAUAAGGACAAAGUAGUAGCUAUUGGAGAGAUGGGUUUAGAUUAUGAUAGAUUGCAAUUUUGCUCAAAGGAGAUUCAAAAAAAGUACUUUGAAAUGCAAUUAUCUUUGUGUUCGAUAUUAAAAUUACCAAUGUUUUUACAUUGUCGCAAUGCCAGUGAAGAUUUCGUGCGCAUUUUGAGAAAGCACAAGGAUAAAAUAACUCCUGGUGUAGUGCAUUCUUUUGAUGGCAAUCCAGAAGAGGCUAAUUCUAUUUUACAGUUGGGAUUAUAUAUUGGUAUUAAUGGAUGUUCUCUCAAAACAGAAGAUAAUCUCUUCUCGGUUACUACUAUUCCAUCGGAUAGGCUUAUGAUUGAAACAGAUUGCCCUUGGUGUGAUGUCAGGGCAUCUCAUGCUUCUGCAAAAGAUGUCAUUACUCAUUUUCCUGCUGUUAAAAAAGAGAAAUGGCAACCUAAUCGUAUGGUGAAAGGAAGAAAUGAACCUUGUACAAUAGUUCAAAUACUAGAAGUACUUGCUCGUAUUAGGGAUGAAGAAGAAGAAUAUCUCUGCAACCAAAUAUACAAAAAUACAAUGAAAGUAUUUUUUCCACACGAUUUAUAAAGUGUGUCACAAUGAAUGAGCAUUUGCAUGUUUGUCAAGAAUGUGCUAUUCAUACGCAUUUUAUAUGCGUGCCGUAUUCAUAACGAAUAAUCAGGGAUAUGAAUUGAAAAACUUUUCUGUAAGCAAGAAAAGAGUCUACCAGAGGCAUUUACUGACAGAAAAAAAAAAGAAAACAGAAAAAAAAGACGAGAAACCUCAUUUUUACACGCAUAGCUUUGUGGUUAUCUUUGGAUACCACAUUCCAUUGAUCUCUUCCUACAUAAAACUACGAUAUAAUAAAUAAGCAUAUAUGAGCAAAUUUUUUGAUGUAUUUGGUUUAUUGUAGACUAAAUCUGCAAACUAAAUUCGUCAAAAAAUCUGUUUCCAUGUGCCUACCUAUUCUUGUUAAAAUUAUUGCUAUUGCCAACCACCUUCUAUCAGAUGCACUAUCAUUGAUAUUAUUAUAAUUCUUAUUAGUAUCAUUACUAAUUAAUAUUAUCAUAUUUAUUAAUAAUAAUUGUUUAUUGCUAA
This is a messenger RNA of Vespula vulgaris, 1667 nucleotides long. Its product is annotated as deoxyribonuclease TATDN1. Gene Ontology annotation, cellular component: cytosol. The transcript is spliced from 5 exons. The record is from RefSeq and is a predicted model, not a curated record. Bases 234 to 1157 code for a protein of 307 amino acids. Gene Ontology annotation, molecular function: 3'-5'-DNA exonuclease activity. Lineage: Eukaryota; Metazoa; Arthropoda; Insecta; Hymenoptera; Vespidae.